Eriocheir sinensis (Chinese mitten crab) is the source of this 1794-nucleotide messenger RNA. RefSeq lists its product as uncharacterized. Lineage: Eukaryota; Metazoa; Arthropoda; Malacostraca; Decapoda; Varunidae. The transcript has 4 exons. Bases 491 to 994 code for a protein of 167 amino acids. The record is from RefSeq and is a predicted model, not a curated record.
GCGGCUGAGACCAAGCUAACCUUCUGCCCUCGCGCACCAUAAUGACUGAAAAUAGUAAUACAAUGUGGGAACUGGCUGGGGUGACCCGGCCUCCUCGCCAACGGUGACCCGCGUACAUAUUGCGGCCGCCAGGAACUUUCCGGCCAUACAGCAGCGAGGAACCGGACUGGAAGCGUCACUGAUCAGUCUGCGUGCGGUUUCCUUUGCUUGAUUUUCCGAUAACCUUGUGAGGGUGACGGUACUUUCUUUGAGGGUGUUAAGUGAUAGACCACACGCUGCUUGUUCUGUCGCUGUCUUGUGCCUGUUGUGAGCAGCUCCUGUUUGUUGUCCGAGGUCCUGUUUGUUCCUCGAGGUCCUCUUUAUUCCUCGAGGUCCUGUUUGUUCUUCGAGGCACUUACUGUCGCUGUCCAUAUACCUGUUGUGAGCGGCUGGAGACAGUACUGAGAGGAUAUAUUUGCCCAGUGAUGUGAGAGACUGACUCCCUGCCGCUAUGAAGCCCCUGGCAGUGUCCGUGCUAACGAUUGCGACAGUAGCUUCAUGGGCAGUACCGGCUAAGGAAGCAAAGACCUGGCCCUUCAUUGAGGCAUGGGGAGGCAAGGACAUGAUGGAGAAGACAGAGCUGCUUGGACAAGAUGCCACCAGCCUACAGUUGGAUGAAACAAGACAGGAGGAGCAGGAGACCAAUGCUCUGGAGAGUGUUUCAUCCCUCUUUGGUUCCCUCAGAUUGUCAACACUUGGGGUGCAUGCCCUCUUCCCCCUGAUGCUGGCCUUCACCCUCUACCUCGGCCUGGUGCUGUGGGCCUCCUCCACACUCCACAGAGCUGACCACCAUUUGUAUAAGACCAUCUCAGAGCUCAACGCAAAGACUGAUCAGAUUACUGAGGGACUGGCAGCACUCGCCCAAAUCUACAUUGACAACUACCACUUUUCCUAUAGGAGUAAUCAUGAAGGUCAGGAGCCUUUCCUGAACCCAUCUCAUAUCCCUUCCUCUUAAGAUAGGGUGUCAAGGUGGGGUCACACAAGAACCUUUCCCAGCAGCCAAUCAUUGUGCAUAAGUUAAGCAUAGUGCUGAUGUUAUUAUAAGGAAAGUUGGCCUUAUGCAUUAACAAGUCAGUGAUGUAAUAGAGAUUGCCUUGCUUUGUCUUGUAGAACUUGAUAGAAGACGUGCAUAUUCGGAGAAAAAAAAAAAAUUGCUAUUUGAUAUUAACAACAUUAGUGAAUCAAGUAGUCUCCAUUACAGAUGAAAUUCUUCAAGCGACACAUACUUUCACAUGGACAUGACACCUUGAACAUUAUCCUGUACUUUAUUAUCACAUGACCACUGUCAACCUCUUUCAUACCACAUCAUUUUUCACUUUGAUUAUCCCUUUACACAGUGAGUUGGGAUUGAACUCUUGACUUCUUGGUCAAGAGCCAGGCACUAUACCCAGAGCCACUUGGCCCUCAAAAAUAUACAACCUUCCUUUGUCCACUUCAUUUCACAUAAAUGCUUUCCUCUGAUACAAGACUGGUAAAGGAUCCAUCCUUAUAUUAACCUAUCUUUUUAUCUACAGCUACUCUUUACUAUUACCUCACCAAUCAUCCACAUGGUUUGAUAAUCAUGGUACCCAAAUAUUCAUAGAAAUUCAUCUAUCACAUCGUGUUCAUCACUAUUUCUGAUACUAGUUUGCCCUCAUUUCCUUUCCCAGUGGUGUACAUACCUUUCCAGCCACUGACCUCAUGCCUCUACAAAACCAAAUUCAGAUGGAACAUAAUUUGAUGCCCCAUAUAAUCCCACUCUUAUAUAUCAAACAU